This is a messenger RNA of Marchantia polymorpha subsp. ruderalis, 3156 nucleotides long. The record is from the annotation of a GenBank genome assembly. Lineage: Eukaryota; Viridiplantae; Streptophyta; Marchantiopsida; Marchantiales; Marchantiaceae.
GUCUAUUCCUCUGCCGGUACCAUCGCCCAGACCUUCUACAACAUACGGUCGAGAACCCUGCAGCGUCCAGUACGCGAGGUCGUACCUUUCGUAAGUUUGGGCACAGGCAUUCUCGGCAUCGACUGGUUGCUGAACGCAGGACAUUCGGUCGUUAUGUCAUGUCCUUAAUGCUGAUCAUGGAGGGUCGCCCUGACGAUGGAAGGCUCUAAGAGCCGACUCGCAUGGCGGCCAUAAAAGCUUGCAGCAUCUGGAGGGGAUUCACAGUUUCGGGUUCACCUCCAGCAAGUAGAGUACACGAGUACUUGGCUGUGGCAGGAGCGCACGAUAUGACAGCGGUGAGGUGAUGAAGUCGCUGGUCGACCUCACUGAGUUUCUACUCGAACAAGGCGCAUCCUGCUGCAAGCCAUCUUCAUGUUAGAGUCCGGCCAAUAUGCCUACCGAAAAGUAGGGACGGAUGCUUAGUGAGCCCUUGAGGUUAUGCUGUCAACUGAAUUCGAAGCCCAGUCAUUGGUAUUUCGUUUGGACCUUCAAGCAACGCCCAGCCUUAACGGAGAGAAGGAUGAAGUCUCACGUACUGGUAACUGCAGUGCUGCUGUUAAUCCAGCACCUGCUGGCUCAAAAAACGAAUGGAGAUUCCUCAAGAUCAUCCUAUGCUUGUACUAGCAGAGAGUCCAAAUCGUAUUCAUUUUGCGAUAAGGCUCUUUCGAUCGACGAGCGCGUUGCAGAUUUAAUCUCCCGACUCAGCUUGGAAGAGAAGAUCUCUCAAUUGGGGAAUGGAGCUGACGCGAUAUCCAGUGUCGACGUUCCUGCUUACCAGUGGUGGGGUGAAGCGUUGCAUGGAGUGGCAUACUGUCCUUCCGUGCACUGGGAUGGUCCUGUGAAAGGAGCCACAAGCUUCCCAAUGCCCAUUUCAUUGGCUGCAUCUUUCAACAAAUCUUUAUGGAACAAGAUUGGUCAGGUCAUAUCAACCGAAGGCCGAGCGAUGCACAACUUAGGGCAAUCAGGAUUGACUUUCUGGUCUCCAGUGAUCAAUCUGGUCCGAGACCCCCGAUGGGGAAGAGUGCAAGAAACUCCUGGAGAGGACCCAUAUCUCAUAGGACAAUAUUCAGUUUAUUUCGUGAGAGGGAUGCAAGAGGCGAAGGAUUACGACCCUUCGAACGAAGACGACAACGAAAAUGAGAAUUUCGCGCUGAAAACGUCUGCUUGCUGCAAGCACUACACAGCUUAUGAUCUGGACAACUGGCAAGGCGUCGAGCGCUACGACUUCGAUGCUAAGGUGACCAUACAAGACUUGGCCGACACGUACAAUCCACCAUUCCAGAGCUGUGUCGAAGAAGGAAGAGCUAGUUGUUUGAUGUGCUCCUACAAUAAAGUCAACGGCGUUCCGACAUGCGCUGAUCCGGAGCUUCUGAAAGGGACUGUGAGGGAGAAAUGGGGCCUUCGAGGCUACAUCGUCACCGACUGCGACUCGUUGCUCGUCAUGUACGACGAGUCCCGAUAUUCCAAAGGUCCUGCGGAGGCGAUCGCGACUGCCAUGCUAGCAGGGCUUGAUCUGAAUUGCGGUGCUACGAUUAAAACCUAUGGAGCUUCUGCUGUACAGCAAAGACUGAUAUCCGAAGCCGACAUCGAUCGAGCUCUGAAUAAUACUUUCACCGUUCUCAUGAGGCUGGGAAUCUUCGAUGGAAACCCCCUCGAUCAGCCUUACGGACGCCUGGGAGACGAUCAUAUAUGUAGUGAGGAACAUCAAGACUUGGCUACAGAGGCAGCUGUUCAAGGCAUGGUGCUUCUGAAGAAUGACGAGGACACCUUGCCGCUUUCUUCCCGUCAUAUCAAAACCUUGGCAAUCAUAGGGCCGAAUGCAGAUGAUACGAAAUACACAAUGCUCGGAAACUAUGCAGGUCGACCAUGCACGUAUAUCACUCCACUUCAAGGCUUAUCGACCUACGAGAUCAAUAAUGUUAUCUUCGAACCUGGUUGCUCCAGUAUAGAUUGCAGCUCAGAUGAGAAGAUCGAAGAUGCGUUGUCUGCUGCAAAGAAGGCGGACGUAGUGAUUCUUGUGAUGGGACUCGACCAGGACCUUGAGAGAGAAACAUUCGACCGAAACAGCUUGAAAUUGCCUGGAAAACAAGAGCUGCUCGUCUCAUCCGUCGCAAAUGUCUCAAAUGGUCCAGUUGUGUUAGUGCUAAUUUGUGGAGGACCCCUGGACAUAUCAUGGGCAAAAAACGACUCCAGAAUACAGAGCAUUUUGUGGAUGGGUUACCCUGGCCAGGCCGGUGGUCUAGCUUUAGCCCAAAUAGUAUUCGGUGACAGAAAUCCAGUUGGGAGGCUGCCAGUGACAUGGUACCCUGAAUCUAUAACGGACUGGCCAAUGACAUGUAUGAACAUGCGACCGGACCCUCACACUGGCUAUCCUGGACGGACACACCGCUUCUACAAUGGACCUACGGUUUACGAGUUCGGGUAUGGCAUGACCUACUCGAAGUCCACGACCAUGGAAGUCACUGGACCCACCAAUUUCACAGCACCUGCUUUGUUCCAACAGGCCUGUUAUCACAAACGCUUCACAGCAGAACAAAACGACUCUACUGGAUGCUCGCCAUCAGAUCUAGUUGCUUGUUUGGAAGCAAGCCUUCCGAUAAACAUCACUGUUAAGAACAGAGGACCCAGAGCUGUUACAGAGGUAGCGCUUGUGUACCAUGUUCCCCCUAGAGCAGGUGAAAAUGGCACCCAAUUGAAAGAGCUGAUUGCCUUCGAGCGAACCGAAGUGCAGCCCUUCUCGUCAAAGAAGAUUCAUUUGAUCAUUAAUCUGUGCCAUCACACAAGCACGGUUAAGUCAGACGGGAAGCGAUCUCUUCAGUUAGGAACUCAUAAGGUUGUCGUAAGUCCAGGAUCAGGAACAUCUGCAGAACAUAGGUUCUAUGUACACUGAGCUUAUGGUCUUCCUGAUUUUCAAAAUACCUCGGAAUUUAGUACUCUCUGCUUGUUUCUGGAAUUUGAACCGGCAACUUCCUCUAACACCGUUAGUGUUUGAAUUUGCUUCAUAUCGAUGUACGUCGCAGUACAUCGAGCAACCUUCUUAAACCUUUGCGGACUUCGAUGUCAAGGGUUUAGGAUUUAAGCUUAACCCUAAACGCUUAACGUAAACUUUAGCACAUG